UCCAGUCCCCUGGCUAUGCUGACAGCAGCGUGCAGCAAAUUUGGUGGCUCCAGCCCUCUGCGGGACUCAGCGACACUGGGCAAAGCAGGCACAAAGAAGCCAUACUCUGUGGGCAGUGAACUUUCAGCCCCCAAAACCAUGGGGGAUGCCUACCCAGCCCCUUUUGCAAGCACCAAUGGGCUCCUCUCACCUGCAGGCAGCCCCCCAGCACCCACAGCGGGCUAUGCCAAUGACUACCCUCCCUUCUCCCACUCCUUCCCUGGGCCCACGGGCACGCAGGAUCCUGGGUUGCUAGUGCCGAAGGGGCACAGUUCUUCUGACUGCCUGCCCAGUGUCUACACCUCUCUGGACAUGGCACACCCCUACGGCUCCUGGUACAAGGCAGGCAUCCAUGCAGGCAUCUCACCGGGCCCAGGCAACGCUCCUACUCCUUGGUGGGACAUGCAUCCUGGGGGCAACUGGCUCGGUGGUGGGCAGGGCCAGGGAGAUGGGCUGCAAGGGACACUGCCCACCAGCCCUGCUCAGCCUCCACUGAACCCUCAGCUGCCCACCUACCCCUCUGACUUUGCCCCCCUUAAUCCAGCUCCCUACCCAGCUCCCCACCUCCUGCAACCAGGGCCCCAGCAUGUCUUGCCCCAAGACGUCUAUAAACCCAAGGCAGUGGGCAACAGUGGGCAGCUGGAGGGGAGUGGUGGAGCCAAGCCCCCUCGGGGCGCAGGCACAGGGGGCAGCAAUGCCUACGGGGGCAGUGGAGCCGGGCGCUCUUCCUGCGACUGCCCCAACUGCCAGGAGCUAGAGCGCCUGGGGGCGGCAGCAGCCGGGCUGCGCAAGAAGCCCAUCCACAGCUGCCACAUCCCUGGCUGUGGCAAGGUGUACGGCAAGGCCUCCCACCUGAAGGCCCACCUGCGCUGGCACACAGGGGAGAGGCCCUUCGUCUGCAACUGGCUCUUCUGCGGCAAGAGGUUCACCCGUUCUGACGAGCUGGAGCGCCACGUGCGCACUCACACCAGGGAGAAGAAGUUCACCUGCCUGCUCUGCUCCAAGCGCUUUACCCGAAGUGACCACCUGAGCAAGCACCAACGCACCCACGGAGAGCCAGGCCCAGGCCCCCCUCCCAGCGGCCCCAAGGAGCUGGGGGAGGGCCGCAGCGCAGGGGAAGAGGAGGCCAGUCAGACACCCCGACCUUCGGCCUCACCAGCACCCCCAGAGAAAGCCCCUGGAGGCAGCCCAGAGCAGAGCAACCUGCUGGAGAUCUGAGCUGGGUGGAAGGUCUCUAGCCCCAGGGUUGCCUCCCCAGCCUCUCAGACUCC
Molecule: messenger RNA, 1310 nt
Organism: Talpa occidentalis (Iberian mole)
Lineage: Eukaryota; Metazoa; Chordata; Mammalia; Eulipotyphla; Talpidae
Gene: SP7
Product: Sp7 transcription factor
Exons: 1
Coding region: 16-1257 (413 amino acids)
Biological process (GO): regulation of transcription by RNA polymerase II
Molecular function (GO): RNA polymerase II cis-regulatory region sequence-specific DNA binding; DNA-binding transcription factor activity, RNA polymerase II-specific
Source: RefSeq, a predicted model, not a curated record